AAAAGUUACAAAAGUGUUUUCAAUUAAAAAGGAAAUUGUAAAUCUCUUAAAAUAUUAAGAGAAAUAAAAUUACUAAAUUAUAAGACAAAAGUAAAUUAAAAUAUUUAAAAAAUUAUAAAAAUGGCUGGUGGUAUAUCCACUGGUACGAAAGUGGUACAAAUUACCAAUGUAGCUCCCCAAGCUACAAAAGAUCAAAUGCAAAGUUUAUUUGGAAAUAUUGGAAAAAUUGAUGAGAUAAGAUUAUAUCCAACUGUACGAGACGUAUCAUGCCCAGUACAAUCACGUAUUUGUUAUGUAAAAUAUUUUGAGAGUAGUUGUGUUGCAGUUGCCCAGCACUUAACCAAUACUGUAUUUAUUGAUCGCGCACUUAUUGUAAUACCAGUACAAUCAAUUCCAGAAGAAUAUCGUGCUUUGGAAAUGUCAAAAAAUGGCACUAUUGUACCUGGUUUACAAAAAGCUGAAACUAAAUUACCGCCAGAAGUGGUUAAUCGUCUAGAAGGACAAAUACCACAACAGGUAAACGAUUUUGUUAUAAAAGUGCGUUAUAAUAGCCAUAAAAUGUUUAAGGUUGUAAUGACUUACGAUCCUAAGUUAAAAUGGCAUAAUUUGCCACCAUAUCCAGCUUUACCAGCAUAUCUAGAUAGUCGUAAAAUUGAAGAAAUUCGAAGAACAAUUUUGGUAGUUGAUGUUCGUGAUGAAUGGCUUCUAGAUGAUUUAAUGGAAUAUUUUUCUCGUGCAGGUGAAGUAAAAUAUGCCAGAUGGGCUGAAAAGGAUGGAAAAACUCAUUGCAUGAUAGAAUUCUGUCAACAAAGAAGUGUAAUUGAAGCAUUAAAAUUACAAGGAAGUGAAUUCCGAAAUGGAUAUUUAAACAUAUAUCAUUCAACAGAAGCCAUUGCAAAGCCAGAAGCUAAAAGUAAUGAAGCCGCUCAAAAAGAAAUUGAAGAAGCGAUGACUUUGGUGAAAGAAGCACAAAGCAUCAUAUCAGCAGCUAUAGAUCCUGUGAUUGGAAUGUUGGCCAAAGAGAAAAGAAGACACGGAUCCCGUUCUAGAAGGAAAAGUCGUUCACGAUCCAGAGGAUCUAGAAGGAAGAGUAGAUCACGGUCAAGAACGUCAAGAAGGAAAAGCCGUUCAAGAUCGCGCGGAUCACGACGCCGUAGUCGUUCAAGAUCUAAAGUUUCACGACGAAAGAGUAGAUCUAGGUCAAGAGGAUCUCGACGUAAGAGCCGUUCAAGGUCUAGAGAUCGUCGGCGAAGUUCUCGAUCACGUCGUCGGAGUCAUUCACGUUCAAGACGUUCAAGAUCUCGUGAUCGUAAAAAAUCGCACCGCAGUAAGGAUGAGCGAAAAAGAUCACGUUCCCGGAGUAAACGCCAUUCAUCUUCUCGUGGACGCAGCAGUCAUUCGAAAGAUAAAAAAUCAAGCUCUUCUAAAAGGCGAUCUCGUACACCAAAAAGCAGAAAAACUGCUGAAGAAUCCAUAAUACGCGACUAUGACGCUGAAGAAAAAAUUGGAUAUAACGAUGAUAAGAAACGCUCGCCAAGUGUAGAAAAAUCUGAUAAUAUGGACAUUUCUAAUUCACCCUAAAUUAUUUAUUGCAUUCUCUUCAUAUAUAUAUACACGUAUAGAAUAUUUUCCCUACUUUUCAUCUUAAUAGUUAAGUAGAGGAACAACAAUGUAGAAAAUAUGUUUACUGUGCAAUUCAAGUCAUUAAACUUCUAAGUUAAAAUGUGUUUAAUUUGGAUUUUUCCAAUAAAGUCAAA
Molecule: messenger RNA, 1757 nt
Organism: Condylostylus longicornis
Lineage: Eukaryota; Metazoa; Arthropoda; Insecta; Diptera; Dolichopodidae
Product: probable splicing factor, arginine/serine-rich 7
Exons: 2
Coding region: 121-1581 (486 amino acids)
Cellular component (GO): nucleoplasm
Molecular function (GO): RNA binding
Source: RefSeq, a predicted model, not a curated record